Molecule: messenger RNA, 1062 nt
Organism: Exserohilum turcica Et28A
Lineage: Eukaryota; Fungi; Ascomycota; Dothideomycetes; Pleosporales; Pleosporaceae
Product: glycoside hydrolase family 17 protein
Exons: 2
Coding region: 1-1062 (353 amino acids)
Biological process (GO): cell wall organization
Cellular component (GO): extracellular region; cell surface; fungal-type cell wall
Molecular function (GO): 1,3-beta-glucanosyltransferase activity; glucan endo-1,3-beta-D-glucosidase activity
Source: RefSeq, a predicted model, not a curated record
AUGAAGUACCUGCUAAUCAGCCCUCUCCUUCUCCUACCAAGCUUUGCGCAGGCCACGAGCAAGAUAUACACAGGCUUCAACUAUGGCGCCUUCUGGAGUGUAGAAGCGAAUGCCAAAAAGAAAGCCGACUUUCUCGAUGGCUUCAACCUCGCUAAGAACCUCACCACCGACAUACCGUUCGACAGUGCGCGUUUAUUCACGUGUAGAGCCGCUGGGACACUCAACGAACCAACCGAAGCAUUUGACGCAGCUGUAGAAUCCAAGACUAACCUGUUGCUGGGAUUUUGGAUCACGCCGGCACAAAAGGGCGCCUUGCCCGAUGAGAAUAUCAGGAAUGAAAUGGCUGCACUGGAGAAAGGAUUCAAACAGCACGGCCAAGCACUUUCUGAUCUGAUCAUUGGACUCGCUGUGGGUAGUGAGGAUGUCUAUCGCGCCGAGGAAGCUGGCGAGCUGGGCGUCACAGCAGAUGUUGUCGGGCAAGCUAUUAGCCAAGUAAAGAAAGGCAUUGCAACAUCUUCCUUUGCACAGUACAUGAAGAAUAAGCCCAUCGGCCAUGUAGAUACUGCCAAGCACGCUGUGGUAAAUAAAGCCGAUUUCAUUGGCGUGACCGCUUACCCAUACUGGCACAAAGACAGCAUCGACACAGCCAGCACGAGCUUUUUAGGCUCUCUACAAGACGUCGAGAAGCGCGCCGGCGACAGACCGAUCUGGAUUGCAGAAAUGGGCUGGCCGUCAGCUGACACAGAACAGCACGGUGAAGCUAUUGCCGGAGUAGACGAGCUCCAGAGAUUCUGGACUGAAACCGGAUGCGCCGUCUUCGGCAAAUACACAACGUUCUGGUAUGAACUGCUCAAGGAUUCUACGCCGGAUCAAAAAGCCGACUGGAGCCUCAUCGAUACCAUUUCACGCAAACCCCGUAUCAACAAUUUGGGCUGUGGAGCACCCAAACGGCAUCUUCCAGCAGCUCCCCCAGCAAGCUCGCCCCUUGUACCCCAGCCUAUCCUGUCGGCCUCUAACAUUAUCUUCGAACACGCAGCCAGAUACCAGAACAGCACAGAGUAG